This is a messenger RNA of Helianthus annuus (common sunflower), 996 nucleotides long. RefSeq names its product tetraspanin-8. The record is from RefSeq and is a predicted model, not a curated record. Bases 40 to 924 code for a protein of 294 amino acids. Gene Ontology annotation, biological process: auxin-activated signaling pathway. The transcript has 2 exons. Lineage: Eukaryota; Viridiplantae; Streptophyta; Magnoliopsida; Asterales; Asteraceae. Gene Ontology annotation, cellular component: plasmodesma; plasma membrane.
UAGUUACCACAAAAAUGCAUACAACCGUCUUGAAUCCUCAUGAUAAAACACAGUUUCACCAUUUCUCACCUUCAUAUAUUCUUCACUAUCCUCUCUUCACAUCAAACCCUGCUACCAAUGGCGAGCACAAGCAACGUGUUGACCACAAUCCUCAACGUGAUGACCUUACUCUUAGGCGUCAUCCUGAUCACCGGCGGCGUAUGGACGUCUGUCCACCCCGGAACUGCCACCUUAUGUGAAAAAACAUUCGCCAAACCCUACUUAUUCACCGGGAUAUUCCUCGUGCUACUCGCGGUCCUCGGGAUCGUUGGCGCUUUCUUCCGGAUCAACUCCUUCCUAUACAUUUACUCCGCCGUGUUGCUUAUUAUCAUUGUUGGCUUACUGGCCUUUGCAAUCUUUGCUCUGGUGGUUACCAAUAAGCGAAUUGGGAAGGCCGUGUCCAACCACAGGUUUAGAGAGUACCGGUUUAGGGAUUACUCUAAGUGGCUGCAGAAACAUGUUGUCACCGAGAAGAAUUGGGAUAAUAUCAAGAGUUGUUUGAUCGAUUCGCGUAUUUGUAUGGCGAUCGCGCGAGCAAAGACUGCUAAGGAGUUUUACCGGAGUAGUUUGACUCAACUUGAGUCUGGUUGCUGCAAACCACCGGGGAACUGCAAGUAUUUGUUUGUGAAUGCGACGUAUUGGGUGCCACCGAAGUCGGGGAUUCAGUCGGAUGAUCCGGACUGCAAGAGUUGGAGUAACAACCAGAAGAAGCUGUGCUACGAUUGCGGGUCGUGCAAAGUUGGAGUGUUGAGUAACAUGAAGCAUUUGUGGAGGAAGUUUGCGAUGCUUAACUUUAGCAUUCUUGUUUUUGUGAUCGUUAUCUACUGCAUCAGUUGCUGUGCUAUCAGGAACAAUAACGAGAUACCGCAACCUUGCCACAUCUGAGUUGAAGGGCUGUUUGUUUUGUUUAUGUUUGAAGUUAUGUCUUUUGCUACCUUAUUUAUGUUUUAACUUAUG